Molecule: messenger RNA, 759 nt
Organism: Procambarus clarkii (red swamp crayfish)
Lineage: Eukaryota; Metazoa; Arthropoda; Malacostraca; Decapoda; Cambaridae
Source: RefSeq, a predicted model, not a curated record
AUGUCACCCACCUCCAGGGUCACGUCACCCACCUCCAGGGUCACGUCACAUCACCCACCUCCAGGGUCACGUCACCCACCUCCAGGGUCACGUCACGUCACCCACCUCCAGGGUCACGUCACAUCACCCACCUCCAGGGUCACGUCACCCACCUCCAGGGUCACGUCACAUCACCCACCUCCAGGGUCACAUCACCCACCUCCAGGGUCACAUCACCCACCUCCAGGGUCACAUCACCCACCAACAGGGUCACGUCACCCACCUCCAGGGUCACAUCACCCACCUCCAGGGUCACAUCACCCACCUCCAGGGUCACAUCACCCACCAACAGGGUCACGUCACCCACCUCCAGGGUCACAUCACCCACCUCCAGGGUCACAUCACCCACCAACAGGGUCACAUCACCCACCUCCAGGGUCACAUCACCCACCUCCAGGGUCACAUCACCCACCUCCAGGGUCACAUCACCCACCAACAGGGUCACAUCACCCACCUCCAGGGUCACAUCACCCACCUCCAGGGUCACAUCACCCACCUCCAGGGUCACAUCACCCACCUCCAGGGUCACAUCACCCACCUCCAGGGUCACAUCACCCACCUCCAGGGUCACAUCACCCACCUCCAGGGGUCACGUCACAUCACCCACCUCCAGGGUCACAUCACCCACCUCCAGGGGUCACGUCACAUCACCCACCUCCAGGGCCACAUCACCCACCUCCAGGGGUCACGUCACAUCACCGACUCCCGACGUCAAGUUGA